UCGGCCAAUCUCUCAUCUGCACAGUUUCUUCUCUAAAAUUUCUACUGGCAAACUCACACAAAAAUUAAAGCUGCUAAAAAUGGAUCCCUAUGGAAGCGGAAGCUGGACGAUGAUCCCUAACAUCCAGACUAACAGCAACCCUUCUACCCCCUCCAAUCAGGACCAUCUCUUUCUCCAACAGCAGCAGCAACAACAACAACAGUUCAAUCAACAACAACAACAACAGCUAUAUCAGCAGCAGCAGCAGCAAUUUCAGCAACAGCAGAUGCAAUCGCCGCCGCAGCCCACGCCGCCGCCUCCGCCGCCGCAGCAGCAUCAGUCACUCGCCUCUCACUUUCAUCUCAUACAGCUGGUGGAGAAUUUAGCGGAUGCUGUCGAAAACGGGACUCGUGAUCAGCAUUCCGAUGCACUGGUUAAUGAAUUGAAAAACCAAUUCGAAAAGUGCCAGCAGCUGCUCAACUCAAUUUCAGCCUCAAUUAGCUCUAAAUCCAUGACAGUUGAGGGACAGAGGCAGAAACUGACUGAAGCUGAACAAUUAUCAAAUCAACGAAGGGAGCUUAUCUCCAAGUACAAAACCUCAGUUGAAGAGCUUAUCAAUUCUGAACUAUGACUGCUGUUCAAAUUGUUUUGUUGAGGUGUAGAGUAAUAUAUCAUCCUAGGAAGUUAUGGGAAUAGCAGCCAGCAGUUGCAAUGAUAUUCUGAAUGUAGUCAAGAAAGACAGUUGCUGUUGCAGCCUUCUGUAAUUUGCUGUGCAGUUGUUUUUGGAGACAUCAAAUGGUCAAACCUGACAAACACAAUUUUUCUUAGCUUUGUGCCAGAUCCUAGCGAACAAAUUCCAAAAAAAAAAAAAACGUGGUUUCUCGAAAAAUGGCUCCCUCAAGGUCAGUCCUGAUCGUUGCAGAAAUAGUUUUGACUUUUGAGUAACGUUUUUCUGCAGUAUACUAGAUAUCCUCCUAGAUUAGGAUAUAUAUCACAAGUGUUCCUUUUUAUUUGGUUUCAUGUCAUAUUAAAAUGUGAUCAUUUCAACUAAAAGUUUACAUUGAUAGUAGGAUCCUUGAUAUUCUUCCCAUUCUCUUCCUCAUUUGUUUAGAACAAGAAAUGCCCUUUAAGAUUUUUCGUGCUUGAAUGAUGAUAAUACAUUCUCUGAGGUUUAUUUA
Ipomoea triloba (trilobed morning glory) is the source of this 1157-nucleotide messenger RNA. Its product is annotated as mediator of RNA polymerase II transcription subunit 9. The transcript is spliced from 6 exons. The coding region runs from base 80 to 610 and encodes 176 amino acids. Lineage: Eukaryota; Viridiplantae; Streptophyta; Magnoliopsida; Solanales; Convolvulaceae. The record is from RefSeq and is a predicted model, not a curated record. Gene Ontology annotation, cellular component: mediator complex.